UCCGCGGUAAUAUUGGAUUUCCAGUUUCCACCUACCUUUCCCUUCUCUGGUUUUCCCCUUUGUAUAGCAGCUUCUUGCUGCUUCUGCGUCUUCCUCUCUUCCUACCGUUCUCAUAGAAACUAACAAUGGUGGACCAUGGCAUUACCUCCCCUCUCCUUCCUUCCCAACCCUCCGAUCAGGUGGUUUUGACGAUGCGCGAUGAUGACUCUGAACGCUCAUCGACUCAAUCCCACAGUGGAAGUGACAACAGCAAUUUCCAGCAUCGUCACGACCAUCGGUCGAACGGCGAAACCGUAGUGGCUUCUUGCAAUCCGUUUCGAUCUCUCGGGUGCGAGGACUUGUACGUGUCUCUGCCAACUACAGUGGAUCCGUUCCGCAACAACACGCCGCACAUUGAGGGCGUCUACGAGUGGUUGAAGAUCGUCGUUUGUUUGCCGAUUGCCUUGGUCCGUCUCGUUCUCUUUGGACUCGCUUUGUCGAUCGGGUAUGUCGCCACGAGAUUGGCCCUUGAGGGAUGGAAGGAUAAGCAGAAUCCGAUGCCGAGAUGGAGAUGCAGGCUUAUGUGGGUCACCAGAAUGUGCAGCCGCUGCAUACUUUUUUCUUUUGGUUAUCAUUGGAUAAGACGGAAGGGAAGACCUGCACCAAGGGAAACUGCUCCAAUAAUUGUAUCUAAUCAUGUAUCUUACAUUGAGCCCAUCUUUUUCUUCUAUGAAUUAUUUCCUACCAUUGUGGCAUCAGAGUCCCAUGACUCUAUACCUUUUGUUGGCACCAUUAUUAGAGCAAUGCAGGUAGUAUAUGUCAAUAGGUUCUCACCGUCAUCAAGGAAGCAGGCUGUCCAAGAAAUAAAGAGAAGGGCUUCUAGCGAUAGAUUUCCUCGAGUACUUUUGUUUCCAGAGGGAACCACAACUAAUGGCCGAAAUCUUAUUUCCUUUCAACUUGGUGCAUUUAUUCCUGGUUACCCAAUUCAGCCUGCAAUAGUUCGCUAUCCUCAUGUACACUUUGACCAGUCAUGGGGUAAUGUUUCUUUAGCAAGGCUCAUGUUCAGGAUGUUCACUCAGUUCCAUAAUUUUUUUGAGGUAGAGUACCUUCCAGUCAUUUCAGCUCUGGAUGAUAAAAAGGAGACCGCUUCACAAUUUGCUGAGCGGACCAGUCGUGUUAUGGCAAAUUCAUUAAAUACUGUGCAAACAGGACAUUCUUUUGGGGACUUGAUGCUUUUUAUGAAAGCACAGGAGGCGAAACAGGAGAACCCUUCAGUUUAUAUGGUUGAAUUGGCUAGAAUGGAAUCAUUCAUCCGUGUAAGUAGCAUGGAAGCUGUGGAAUUCCUGGAUAAAUUCCUUUCCAUGAAUCCUGAUCCCAGUGGUCGUGUUCAGUAUCCUGACUUCUUGAGGGUUUUAGGACUUAAAGCUUGCCUUCUAGCCGAUGAGAUUUUUUCAUUCAUUGAUGUGGAGAAGAAUGGCACAAUUACGUUUAAACAGUUCUUGUUUAAAUCCGCCCAUGUCAUGAAGCAGGCAUUAUUUCACCAAGCAUGUCAAUCAGCUUUUGCUCAAUGUGGGGGCGGCAAUAGCGACUACAUCACAGAACAACAAUUACUAGAUAUCAUCCGACCUGCUAUCCCUAACUUGGAGGAGGACGAGGUUCAUAAUCUGUUUGUCGUAUUUGAUACUGACAACGAUGGGAGAGUAAGCAAAAGCGAUUUUCAUUCGUGCCUCAAAAUAAAUCCUCUGCUCAUAGCUCUUUUUAUACCUCAUCUGCAACAUAAAAACUUAUUAAGCUGUACUGACGAACAAGAGGAGAUAAUAUGAUGGGCAACGGGUAUCAUUAGGUGGUACCAAGGCACCCAAAUACUUCUGGCUUUUUCUUUCUUUCUUUCUUUUGUUUUAGGUGUCUUCAAAAGGGACUAGGGUAGGGAGUUUCUGGUAAUUGUCUAAAACGGGGGUUCAAGGGCUUCUUUUUUUAUAACCUUGCCCUGAUGAAGUACUAAAAGUCCCCAUUAUUUUGUUCCUAUGAUUUUCUUUGGUGGGUCAGUUUAACUGAGUUUCUGUUUUGUCUAGGCUUUUUGAUCAUACUGAUCUGAUCUAAGCAUCUUGGAUUAGGAUUUUCAUGAUUCAUGUAAGGUUAUUUUGUUGUAUUCUGAAAUGACUUGUAAAUUCUAUGUUUGUAACAUAAUGAAGAUGCCGACAUGAUGAAAAUUAUGAAAAAUUGAUGAUAGAAUACAUGGAUAGAGAAUCCUAUUGAAUUAA
This is a messenger RNA of Prosopis cineraria, 2240 nucleotides long. Its product is annotated as lysophospholipid acyltransferase LPEAT2. NCBI's taxonomy places the organism in Eukaryota, Viridiplantae, Streptophyta, Magnoliopsida, Fabales, Fabaceae. Gene Ontology annotation, biological process: phospholipid metabolic process. The transcript has 14 exons. The record is from RefSeq and is a predicted model, not a curated record. The coding region runs from base 126 to 1802 and encodes 558 amino acids. Gene Ontology annotation, molecular function: calcium ion binding; lysophosphatidylethanolamine acyltransferase activity.